Messenger RNA from Australozyma saopauloensis, 801 nucleotides. RefSeq names its product putative ammonium permease (gene FRP3). The record is from RefSeq and is a predicted model, not a curated record. Gene Ontology annotation, molecular function: acetate transmembrane transporter activity. The coding region runs from base 1 to 801 and encodes 266 amino acids. Lineage: Eukaryota; Fungi; Ascomycota; Pichiomycetes; Serinales; Metschnikowiaceae. Gene Ontology annotation, cellular component: plasma membrane. The transcript has a single exon.
AUGGUCGACUUGGAGAACCAAACCGCCGAGGACCACACCUUCAUCUUGGGCAACGAAAACAAUGCUGCUACCACCAGCAAAGUCAGCCGUGUUGUGCACGAUGAGGACUACAUCCAAUUUGGAAAUGAAAAAUACUUGAAGAGCGACCUUAUGACCGCUUUCGGUGGUACCCUUAACCCAGGUUUGGCUCCACCUCCCAAGAAUGACUUGGCCAACCCAGCUCCUUUGGGAUUGUCUGCUUUCGCCUUGACCACUUUUGUUUUGUCUUUGAUUAACGCCGAGGUGCGUGGUGUCAAGAUCCCCAACGUCGUUGUGGGUUUGGCCUUCUUCUACGGAGGUGCUGCCCAAUUUGUUGCUGGUAUGUUUGAGUUGGCUGUGGCCAACACUUUUGGUGGUGUCGCUUUGUCUUCUUACGCUGCUUUCUGGUGCGCUUGGGGUGCCAUUCAGGUUGACUCUUUUGGUAUUGUUUCUGCUUACGGUGAUGACAAAACUGAGUUGAGAUAUGCCUUAGGUAUCUUCUUGGUCGGCUGGUUUAUUUUUACAUUUUUCAUGUGUGUGAUGACGUUGAAGUCUACGGUUGGUUUCUUCCUCUUGUUCUUCUGCUUGAGUAUCACAUUCUUAUUGUUGGCUAUUUCUGAGUUCAAGGGUUCUGUGCCAGUCAAGAAGGCCGGUGGUAUCUUUGGUAUUAUUACUGCGUUCCUAGCAUGGUAUAACGCAUACGCCGGUAUUGCCAACUCUCAAAACACCUACUUGACUGUGAAGGCUAUUCCUUUGCCCAACUUGCAGGACAAGAGGGACUAA